Messenger RNA from Dioszegia hungarica, 747 nucleotides. RefSeq lists its product as uncharacterized. The coding region runs from base 1 to 747 and encodes 248 amino acids. The record is from RefSeq and is a predicted model, not a curated record. The transcript is spliced from 5 exons. Lineage: Eukaryota; Fungi; Basidiomycota; Tremellomycetes; Tremellales; Bulleribasidiaceae.
AUGACUGUUGAGGAGCUCGAGGCAUUCCUCAAGACCGAAGAGUCCCAGAAUACCGGUCAGAAGAAAGAAGACGGCGAGGCGAUUGGACAUGAGAGCGGUCGCAAGAUUGUCGAUAUCCUCAAGCGCAACCCUGAAAAGGACCCCUCGAAGUAUACCGAGGAGGACCAGGAGCACAUGCGGCGCGUCGUCUCAUAUUGCAAACGUCAUCUCGCCCAGGAGUCACACUUGAAAGAUGAGAAGACGGAGGAGGAGCUGGAGGGUAUGAAGUCUACCCUCAGUCUCAAGAAUUGGGGUCAUGACCCUCUGAAGUCCUCAGCCGGCGCCGACGGCGGUAGCAACAAGCCUAAAUCGUCCGGCAAGCCCAGCUCCAAGAAGGCGCCGAAGAAGAACGACAAGGAAGAAGAGGCUGCUAGCGAGAAACCAGCUUCAAAGUCCGCUUCGAAGCCCGCCAGUAAGAAGGCCGAAAAGCCCGCGAACAAGAAAGACGAGACGAAGGAGGCUGAGAAGCCGAAGUCGAAGCCGGCUGCCAAGCCUGCUAGCAAGAAGGCAGAGAAGCCAGCGGCAGUAGAGGAGGAUAAGGACGGAGAGGCAGAGGCAGAGGCAGAGGCAGAAGCGGAAGUAGGGGAGAAGAGGGGCGCGAAUAAGGCAGAGAAGAAGGAGAAGCCAGCUGCCAAGAAGGCGAAGGUCGAGAAGCCUGUCACGGAGGGGACGAGGAAGCCACCUAGCCGGAGUGCGAAGAAGGCGUAA